GCGCUGCACGCCGGGGGCGGGGCGGUGGCCGGGGCACGCAGGCGCACACCGUCUGUCCGCAGCAUGGCGGAUGCCGCGCCGCUGCCUAGUAAGAGGAAGCGUGAGCUGGUUGCGGAGGCCGCCCCGGAGGCCCCAUGCAGAGAGGAAACAGGAGCUGGCGUUGGGAACGGUAGCGCUGUCACUGCCCGCCUACCGUUCUCCGGCUUUAGAGUGCAAAAAGUGCUGAGGGAGUCUGCGCGGGACAAAAUCAUUUUCCUACACGGGAAGGUGAAUGAGUCUUCAGGGGAUGAGGAUGGAGAGGAUGCAAUUGUCAUCCUGGAGAAGACACCAUUUCAGGUGGAACAGGUGGCCCAGCUCCUGACAGGCAGCCCUGAGCUCCAUUUGCAGUUCUCCAAUGAUAUCUACAGCACCUAUCACCUGUUCCCUCCAAGACAACUGAGUGAUAUAAAGACGACCGUGGUUUUCCCGGCCACAGAGAAACACCUGCAGAAGUACUUGCGCCAGGACCUCCGCCUGGUCCGAGAGACAGGAGAGGACUACAAGAACGUCACCCUACCCCACCUGGAGUCCCAGAGCCUCAGCAUUCAGUGGGUGUAUAACAUUCUCGAGAAGAAGGCUGAAGCAGACCGGAUUGUUUUUGAGAACCCGGAUCCCUCUGACGGCUUUGUCCUCAUCCCCGACCUCAAGUGGAACCAACAGCAGCUUGACGACCUGUAUUUAAUCGCCAUCUGCCAUCGCCGGGGCAUCAGAUCGCUGCGGGACCUCACCCCAGAGCACCUACCGCUGCUCAGAAACAUCCUCCGUCAGGGGCAGGAAGCCAUCCUGCAGCGCUACCAGGUGCGGGGAGACCACCUGCGAGUGUACCUGCACUACCUGCCCUCCUACUACCACCUGCAUGUGCACUUCACAGCCCUGGGCUUCGAGGCCCCCGGCUCGGGCGUGGAGCGGGCUCACCUGCUGGCCGAGGUGAUCGAGAACCUGGAGUGUGACCCCACGCACUACCAGCAGCGCACACUCACCUUUGCCCUCAGGGCUGACAACCCCUUGCUCAAGCUUUUACAGGAGGCCCAGCAAAGCUGAGUGGGCUGGGGGAUAAGAGCACAGAUGGGUGGCACCUGGGGAGGGCAAGGCUGGGAUUUUUAUCUCCACGUGAAUUUUCUAAAAAUGUCUUUUGUACUUAUUCCUGGUAUGUGAAUAAAGUAUCAGGCUCACU
Messenger RNA from Otolemur garnettii (small-eared galago), 1213 nucleotides. RefSeq names its product decapping enzyme, scavenger (gene DCPS). The record is from RefSeq and is a predicted model, not a curated record. Gene Ontology annotation, cellular component: nucleus; P-body. Gene Ontology annotation, biological process: deadenylation-dependent decapping of nuclear-transcribed mRNA. NCBI's taxonomy places the organism in Eukaryota, Metazoa, Chordata, Mammalia, Primates, Galagidae. Gene Ontology annotation, molecular function: RNA 7-methylguanosine cap binding; hydrolase activity. The transcript is spliced from 6 exons. The coding region runs from base 64 to 1080 and encodes 338 amino acids.